AUGGCUACUCAACUCAUGGGCGAAGCUCUAAAUGCCCUCGUUCGACGAGCGGCCGAGGACACUGAUCCUGAUGAAUCUCCCGAAGCAGGGUCAAAAGAGAUCACUAGCUCUUGGGCGCUGUUUAUCAUGAUUAUGCUCCUCAUGUUCGCACUGUUCACCAGCUACAUCUUACAACAGAGGAAGAUCCAAGCGGUUCACGAAACGGUUCUGUCUAUCUUUGCGGAAGUGACCGGUCUUGUCUCCAUGCGACCUACUGACGAAAUGGCAGGAAUGUUCGUCGGAUUGAUCAUUCGUCUCUCAUCCAAAUCCAACCUUCAAGAUAGCGUCGCGUUCGACUACCAGUUCUUCUUCAACCUUCUUCUCCCUCCAAUUAUCCUCGCCUCCGGAUAUGAACUGCAUCAAGCGAACUUUUUCCGACACAUUGGCACAAUUCUGACCUUUGCAUUCGCCGGCACGUUUAUCUCGUCCAUCGUUCUUGGCCUCGUGUUAUACCUUUGGACGCGGAUCCCGCUGGACGGGCUCAACAUUUCGUUCCUGGAGGCCUUAUCUGUGGGUGCUACUUUGUCUGCCACGGAUCCAGUUACUAUUCUUGCGAUCUUCAAUCUCUACAAAGUGGAGCCCAAACUGUACACUAUCAUCUUCGGCGAAGCGCUUUUGAACGAUGCAAUUGCGAUUGUGCUCUUCGAGACGGCCCAGAAAUAUGCAGAGCAUGAUGCUGGGUCUCUGACGUUCUUGAAAGUUUUUGAAGCGGCUGGACUUUUCUUGCUUGUCUUCUGUGGUAGUAUGAUGGUCGGCGUCAUUGUCGGUAUCGCGACGGCGCUGGGACUCAAGUAUACUUUGGUCCGACGGAUGCCCAAGAUUGAAAGCUGUCUGAUCGUCCUGAUUGCCUAUGCCAGCUAUUUCUUUUCGAACGGCGUGCGAUUGUCGGGAAUUGUCUCGCUCUUGUUCUGCGGUAUCACAUUGAAGCACUACGCCUACUACAACAUGUCUCGCAGGACACAGUUGACGACCAAGUACCUCUUCCAAGUUAUGGCGCAACUAUCAGAGAAUUUCAUUUUCAUUUACCUGGGCCUGGAUUUGUUUGUUGAAUCCAACCUCCAUUUCAACCCCCUAUUCAUCCUUGUCUCGGUCUUUGGUAUCUGUCUUGCCCGUUACCUGGCCGUCUUCCCCCUUUCCAAGGCGCUGAACUGGUUUAUUCGGUACCGAGCCCGACGCCGCGGGAUUGAAGUUGCUGACGAAUUGCCAUUCGCAUACCAGGCUAUGCUCUUCUGGGCGGGUCUUCGUGGUGCAGUGGGGGUGGCACUUGCCGCUGGACUCACGGGCGUCAAUGCACCCACGUUGCGGGCUACAAUUCUCGUCGUUGUGGUGCUGACUGUGAUUAUCUUUGGAGGCACCACUGCACGCAUGCUGGAGAUCCUUGGCAUUCGCACGGGGGUCGCCGAGGAGAUUGACUCGGAUGACGAGUUUGACAUCGAGGUGACCAAUGGUGGCACGUACUACAAGCGGGCUGACACUGCGCUCGGGUACACGCCCCGACGUAACGAGCCUGGCAUUGCGCUCGAUGGGGUUUCCCAACCAGCACGCGGAGGACUUGACCGAGGCAACAGCUACUCGACUGGUAACAACCGCCGGUCCAGCCCAGCCCUGGGACACACUCGAAUGUAUUCGGCGGCGUAUGGUCCCAAAGAUGCGUCAUCGAAGCGAGACCGCUCGUCGACGGCCACGCUUCUCAAUAGCGGCGCGGGGAUAGGCGGCGGGGGUAGCGAUGACGAUCUUGGGCUCCCGUCCAACGGCAAGGGACGCGCUGGUCCAGUCGCUCAUCCGGAUGAGUUUGAUUUGGACUUGGACGGUCUUUCGGACGACGAUCUUCCUCCCGCUGCCGGCAAUGCAUCUCGACAACGUCGUACCUCGUCUCAUCCCUCGACGGGCGCGCAUACCCCAUCUCCCCACCACGCCUCGGCCAGUGUGUCUCCUGCUCGUCAACCCCAAGGGAUCAGUGCCCGCGAAGCCUUGCGCGAGCUCUGGCAAGGCGGUGCGUCCGGGGACCAUGCCGCAUGGUUCCGACAGUUGGACGAGGAUUAUAUCAAACCGAAGCUCCUUCUUGAUCAGUCAAACCAUAAGGGUCCCGGUGCCGUUUGA
Molecule: messenger RNA, 2139 nt
Organism: Penicillium oxalicum
Lineage: Eukaryota; Fungi; Ascomycota; Eurotiomycetes; Eurotiales; Aspergillaceae
Product: bifunctional K:H/Na:H antiporter NHX1
Exons: 5
Coding region: 1-2139 (712 amino acids)
Biological process (GO): vacuolar acidification; proton transmembrane transport; sodium ion transport
Cellular component (GO): late endosome; fungal-type vacuole membrane; early endosome
Molecular function (GO): sodium:proton antiporter activity
Source: RefSeq, a predicted model, not a curated record